This is a messenger RNA of Rhodamnia argentea, 3413 nucleotides long. RefSeq names its product tRNA wybutosine-synthesizing protein 2/3/4. The transcript is spliced from 6 exons. Gene Ontology annotation, biological process: tRNA methylation. Bases 12 to 2744 code for a protein of 910 amino acids. The record is from RefSeq and is a predicted model, not a curated record. Gene Ontology annotation, molecular function: protein binding; tRNA methyltransferase activity. NCBI's taxonomy places the organism in Eukaryota, Viridiplantae, Streptophyta, Magnoliopsida, Myrtales, Myrtaceae. Gene Ontology annotation, cellular component: cytoplasm.
UGAGGCCGACGAUGGAGUUUGAGAAGAGGAAAGCGGCGGCGCUCGCGUCCCUCGGCUGCUCCGAGACCGACAAGUCGCCGAAGGGCUCGUUGGACGCUCCCAUCGUCCCUCUCCUCACCACCAUCAACCACCACCCUUCCUACUUCACGACCAGCUCCUGCAGCGGCCGCAUCUCCAUCCUCUCCCAACCUCCCGCCGCCGCCGCCGCCAAGAAUAAGAAGGCUCGCGGCGGGACCUGGCUCUACAUCUCCCACGACCCCGCCGAUCCCGACUCUGUGUUGUCUUCGCUUUUCCCGGCCGAGCCUCGGCCGAACCAGUGCGACUCGUCCGAGCUGGUGUUUCGGUUCGAGCCGCUCAUCGUGGCGGUCGAUUGCAGGGACUUGAGCGCGGCGCAGCUGCUGGUGUCCACUGCCAUCGCCUGCGGGUUCCGGGAGUCGGGGAUCACCAGCGCGAGCAAGAGGGUGAUCGUCGCCAUCCGGUGUUCGAUUCGGAUGGAAGUGCCGUUGGGAGAUACGCGGGAGAUUGUAGUGUCGCGUGAGUAUGUGAAGUUCCUCGUCGGAGUGGCGAACGAGAAGAUGGAGGCGAACAGGAGGAGGACCGAGAAGUUCCAUCAAACGUUGCGGACGAUUUGGAGUUCAGAGGGCGAAGUUAAUGGUGCUGGUGAUGAGAAGACUGAGAGUGUGUCAAGGGAUGCUGAGAGUUUAAAAGAGUGUGAGUGUGAGACUGUUACUUGUGUUGGGAGUUCCGAAGCUGGUGCUUCUUUGGAUGGAAAUGCCAGAGAUGGGCCUGCAGUGCAUCAGGAUUGCAGCUUGUCUAUUACUCCCCUGAAAAUUCUGGGUGAACCUCAUGAGAAACUAUUCCUGUGGGGUCACUCUGCCUGCACAGUGGAUAGGAGAAACCGUGAAGAACUUCUUGUUUUUGGUGGUUUUGGAGGAAUGGGAAGGCAUGCAAGAAGAAAUGACUGUUUACUUCUUGAUCCAUCAUUCUGCACGUUAGAGACUAUUGCUGUCAGAAGUGCUCCAUCUCCACGAAUGGGCCAUACAGCAUCAGUGGUUGGAGAUCAAAUGUUUGUCAUUGGUGGCCGGACUGAUCCAUUGAAUAUUCUAAGUGAUGUAUGGGUCUUCAACACAGCUACUAAUGAAUGGAAAUUGUUAAACUGCAAUGGUCAUGUAUUUCCUCCAAGGCAUCGCCAUUCAGCGGCUGUUUUAGGUUUGAAGAUUUUUGUAUAUGGUGGAGUGAACAAUGAAUCAAUCUGUUCAUCCUGCUUUAUCUUGGAUACAAGCAAUCUAUGCUGGGAAGAAUGUGCGGUAGGUGGGGAUCAGCCAUGUGCUCGUCAUUCACACUCUAUGGUGGCAUACGGAUCAAAGGUUUUCAUGUUUGGAGGAUAUGAUGGUGAAAAAGCAUUGGGAGAUUUACACAGCUUUGACAUUCAGGCAUGUGCUUGGCAAAGGGAGAAGACAUUGGGCAAAGGACCACAUGCGAGGUUCUCUCAUUCAAUGUUUGUCUACAAGCAUUAUAUAGGCAUCAUUGGCGGUUGUCCUGUCAAACAGCAUCUUCAAGAGUUGUCACUGCUUGAUCUGCAGCUGCAAAGCUGGAAGCUUGUGACACUCAAUUCGGUCAGCAGAUAUUUGUUUGUGCGUACUACAGUGAACAUCGUCGGCGAUGAUCUUGUCGUGAUUGGGGGUGGGGCAUCUUGUUAUGCAUUUGGAACAAAUUUUAGUGAGCCCAUGAAAAUUAACCUGAUCCGCUUAGAUAGCUCAAGUCACAGUAGGCUGUCUGAUGGAGACAAGCACCCUUGCCGUCAAGGAGAGGUAACUGAGGAAAUACAUGGUCUGCAUCAGGGUCAAGGUCUACGACUUAAGCAUGCUCAAAGUUUAGGUGAGAAUUCUGACUUAAAAUUUGAAGAAGCAAUUAAUAUGGUAGGACCUCAGACAAAUCCCAUGAAUUGGCUUCUACAAGUUGAAAGAAACCUUGCAAAGCUAGCAAAGGACUUAUUGAAGAAGUUUGGAUGGUUGGAUAUGGGGAGGAAGGUAUAUGCCUGUGAGGAUGGGACACAUAUUUGUUUCCCUGUGACUGAAAAAUUUUAUGCUCUGUAUGAGAAACAGGAUCAUCGAGCAGAUGUUUUUGAGGAGCUAAAUGUGCUCUGUUCUUCAAAACAACCAUUAGAAUCAGAUGUCUUGUUGAAUCAGAAUCGCUGGUCAGCUGCCUUGAAUCUUUUAAAGCAAGGUGGUGCAAGUACGCUGGUUGAUAGAAUUGGAGAAGUCAGAAAAGUUGCUAGAUCUCCAUAUGUUGUGAUGAGGGAAGCAGUUGCUGUGCUAGUUAAGCAGAGAGGGUUAUCGGAAGAACUUCUUGAGCAGCUUCCCACAAGAUGGGAACGGCUGGGAGAUAUUGUUGUUCUUCCAGAAACAUCCUUCAAGGAUCCAAUUUGGGAGACAAUUGGUGAGGAGCUUUGGCCCAUUAUUGCCAAAGUCCUCAAUACUCGUCGCCUUGCUCGCCAGGGCUAUGUUGCACGUACUUCUACAAGGGACAGUGCUCUGAAGAUCCUCUUUGGUGAUGAUGGUUGGGUUGCCCACCGUGAAAAUGGUAUCUUGUAUUCUUUUGAUGCCACUAAGUGCAUGUUCUCGUGGGGCAAUCUUUCCGAGAAGCUUCGCAUGGCUUGUCUAGAUUGUCGAGGUGAAGUUGUUGUUGAUUUGUUUGCUGGAAUUGGAUACUUUGUGUUGCCCUUCCUUGUUAGCCUAGCGUAAUUCUGUAUCCACUUGCUCUGAAGUAAGUUAAGGAGGUAAUUUAUGAAUGAUUUACAUUUGACUUCAUGUAAUACAUUUGAAAAGUGACAGCUGACUUCGAAUAGCUAAUUCUACUGAGUCUGAACUCUGAAGAAGAUUUGAAUGAUACUGACCUUGGAGGGACUAUUCCUGGAAGUCUUUAAUACAUUGGAAUUUGCUUUCAAUUUAUGUGGGGAUCAUGUUUCUUGUACAAAUGUGACUUGGCAUCUUUUAGUUCUUUCAGGCAGACCUGGUUAGUAGUAUGUGCUUGGAGUUUGAUUCUCAAUUAGUGAAUGGGUUCGCUGAUGAUUUUACAUGUCCUGCACAGAGUAAAUGUGCUACUUUAAACUUUUGCAUUGAGCAACUCUUUUUUGACGAGACUCAUCUAGUCAACUUACAUAAUCUUGGCUCUAAAAUUACUUGCGAAUGCUUUAGGUUCUUCUCUUUGUUGUAAAGCAUUAGAUUUAACUUUAAAAGGUAUAACCAUUUUUGUUUAUAAUUGACUAACCAUGUGUAUUUCUGAUGUAUUGGCUGAUGAAGUGUCCUCUUGUGGAUUGGGUUUGUUUGUAUUCUACAAUCUAGAUAUUCUAACCUAUGGUUUUUGGAACAAGCAUAUGGAGAUACUGUGGAUCGUAUAAAUAAACUUUGCGU